Molecule: messenger RNA, 1755 nt
Organism: Lacerta agilis (Sand lizard)
Lineage: Eukaryota; Metazoa; Chordata; Lepidosauria; Squamata; Lacertidae
Product: zinc finger protein RFP-like
Exons: 8
Coding region: 193-1626 (477 amino acids)
Molecular function (GO): zinc ion binding; protein binding
Source: RefSeq, a predicted model, not a curated record
GGCCGCCUGGAGCAACAUUAGACUUUUUCUGCUUUCCCUUUCGCGCGACUGCUUCCUCCGCAACCACAGUUUCGCCAUCUCUGGACGCUGGCCGUUCUCUGCUCUCUCUUCACCACCACCCAACCCCGUGUCGAAAUAAGUACCGGAAUUGGCAGCACGCAACGUUUGGGCAGCUCCAGGAAGAGAACCACCAUGGCUGCUGAGAACCUCAAGAAGAGGCUUCAGGAGGAAGUGACUUGCUGCAUUUGCCUCGACUUCUUCACCGAUCCUGUUACCUUAGAGUGUGAGCACAGCUUCUGCUCCGCCUGCAUUGCCCAGUGUUGGGGGGAAACUUCUGCCAACGCCCUCUGCCCUCUGUGUAAAAGGGCCAUCCGGGCAACAAAGUCCAAGCCGAACAAACAGCUGAGCAACUUUGCCGAGAUAGCCAAGCAGCUGAAAGAUCAGGAGAGGGAGGAGGCUGAAGGGAGGCGGUUCUGCGGGAGACACGGGGAGCCCCUCAAACUCUUCUGCAAGGACGACCAAGUCCCCAUCUGUGUGGUGUGUGACUGGUCCAAGGAGCACAAAGGACACGACGUGGUUCCCAAGGAGGAGGCUGCCCAAGAGUACAGGGAUCACAUCUGCAGCUUGCUGGAAGUGAUGAGGAAGCAGAGAGAAGAGAUACUGGUGCAUAUAUUGAAUACAGAAAAGGAAAGCCAAGACCUGCUUAAACGGAUAGAAUCCGAGCGGGAGAAAAUGACGGCGGGGGUCAAGCAGCUGUACCACAUUAUCAAAAAGCAACUGGGCUUCGUUGUGGCACAGAUGGAGUGGGCCAAGAAGGAGAUUAUGGCGAAGAGGGACGAGCAAAUGGCCAAACUCUCCCAGGACCUCUCCUCUCUGGGCAGCAGCAUCCAAGAGAUGGAGCAGACAUCUCGGCUGCCUGUGAGUGACUUCCUGCAGGAAGUUGCAGGCACCUUGCAAAGGAGCAAGGAGGUCAAGUUUAAAAACGUAGCCACUUUCCCUCCCAAACUAAAAUGGAAAACUUGGGAAUUUUGGGACAUCACUGCCAUUUUGCAGAAGUUCACAGAGAAAUUCAAAGGCAAUCUGAUAUCUGGAUAUUCACUGCGUAAAGCGAAAGUGUCUCUGAACCCAGCCACGGCUCACCCUCGGCUCGUCGUAUCCGAGGACCUGAGAAGUUUGGCGAUGGCAGAAAGGACGCAGGCCCUUCCUCUCGGCGCCGGCCGGUUUGAGUGCUGGCCGUGCGCUCAGUGCCGGGAGUCCUUCAGCUCUGGCCGAAGCUACUGGGAAGUUGAAGUGAGGAAUGAGGGCGCCUGGGCUCUGGGCAUCUCGAAACCACUUGUGGCGGUCAGGAAAGACUCCCACCCUUCCCCGGAAGCCGGCGUCUGGGCUAUUGGGAGGUGGGAGGGUCAGUACAGGGCCGUUGUCCCUCCGCAUUACCCUUUCCUGUAUCCGAGCAGGGAGCCCCAACGGAUACGAGUAGCCCUAAAUCUGGAUGCUCAACAGGUGGCGUUUUUUGACGCUGAGGCGGCAAGUCUGCUCCAUACUUUCUCCUUAGCUGAAUCCUCGUCCGACACCUUCUGCCCCUUCUUUUGGAUAUGGAAAAAGUCCCACCUCCAACUCUGCCCAUGAGAAAGGGGCGCAGCCUCUGUUGUUAAUCUAUUUUCUGCUCCUUCCCUCCAGCUUCUCCCAUUGGAAACUAACAACAAACCUCCAAACCAAAAGGCUGGAGAUUCUUUCGGUCUCUAAGCUUCUCUUUAC